AUGACGGGGACAGAUAAAAAAAAGUCCAUUGAUGAUUGGAAAUUUAAGAAACCUGGAUGCUUUAAGAAUUUUAAUGUGGAAAAAUAUAUUGAUUAUAGACAUUCUGAAAGGUUGUGGAUGACUAGCAAAAUUUCCAACGAAUGGCUUCUUUCAUGGGAUCGUGAUCUUCAAAAAAAAAUUCUGGUUGUUGUGGAUCGAUGCCCUUCACAUGAAAUUUACUCGAAUUUAGUAUCAAUUGAACUGCUAUACCUUCCUGCAAAAACGACCACAAUUUUACAACCCAUGGAUCAGGGAAUCAUCCGCUCAUUUAAAGCAAACUUUAACAAAAUUAAAUUUGAUGCGAUGUUAGAGAAAAUUGUCAAUGAAACUGAUCCUGUCGAUUCACACAAGAAGCUGAAUUUAAAAGACGGUCUUUGUUUACGUAUUUUGGAUGGAAUUUGGAUGGAAAAAUGUUACUCUGAGAUCAUCCGUUCGGAGACCGGCGUGCAAUAG
Octopus sinensis (East Asian common octopus) is the source of this 492-nucleotide messenger RNA. Its product is annotated as tigger transposable element-derived protein 6-like. Gene Ontology annotation, molecular function: DNA binding. The transcript has a single exon. The coding region runs from base 1 to 492 and encodes 163 amino acids. NCBI's taxonomy places the organism in Eukaryota, Metazoa, Mollusca, Cephalopoda, Octopoda, Octopodidae. The record is from RefSeq and is a predicted model, not a curated record. Gene Ontology annotation, cellular component: nucleus.